UUCAGUAAUUACAGUGGGAAAACCUUGUUCAAAUGACUCCAGCGGUCCGGCACGGAGCCGUACCGCAGCUUAUCGGAGAUGGACUGGACACGGAUGGUGGAAGUCCCGGGUUAUACACGUCACUUCCUGUCUCUUAGUCACAUGACUACUGGAGCUGCAUAGGACAGCAAAACCAACAGAACGCACGGACUCUGCAAAACCUUCAAACAUGAACCUUUCAUCCCUGAACGGCUCUUCAUUCGUGACCGUGAACCAGCGGGACACCUUCACCACAGCUUUGACCAAGAAUGUGAUCAUCACAGCCCUCUGCAUCUCCAUCAACUACAUCAACGGGACUCUGAUACACACGUUCAGGAAGCACCAGAUAUUUUACUCUAACCCUCGUUACAUCCUGUUCAUCCACCUGGUGAUAAACGACAUGACACAGCUGAUCCUGAGUACUCUCCUCCACAUCAUCAGCUACGCUCUGUACACCAUCAACGUGUCCCUCUGCAUCAUCCUGCUCAUCCUCACCGUCCUCACCACUCUCAACACCCCGCUCAACCUGGCCAGCAUGGCGGUGGAGUGCUACAUCGCUGUCUGCAUCCCCCUCCGCUACAGACAGAUCUGCACCGUGAAGAAAACCUACAUCCUGAUCGGUCUGAUCUGGGUGGCUAGCUCCUUAGCCAUCCUGCCCGACCUCUUCAUCCUGCUGGCCACAGAGCAGCCGUACUUCUUUCUCUCCCGGCAGUUUUGUGCCCGUGAUUAUGUGUUCAGAAGCAUGUACAGUCUGAAGAAGAGAGACAUUUCUCACAUUGUUUGUCUCGCUGUGGUUUGGCUCACACUCUUCUACACUUACUUCAGGAUCCUGUUUGCUGCCAAAGGAGCAACUCUAGACAUCAAAAAAACACGAAACACAAUCCUCCUGCAUGGUUUUCAGUUACUGCUGUGCAUGCUCACGUACGUCAGACCCAUGUUUGAACAAAGUCUGCUCGCCAUGCUGCCGCAGCAGAUCCUAGAUGUGCGCUUUGCCUGCUAUGUCAUUGUGCAGAUCAUUCCACGCUUCGUCAGCCCUAUUGUGUACGGACUACGAGACCAGACUUUCAGGACGUACGUGAAGAGGAACCUGCUCUGUAAAGUGAGCAGCAGAAACAACCUAGUGUCUGUCGUCUCCAACGUGAGACUGACGACGAAGCUGCAGUGACAGUAUCUCAUUCUCCUCGUUCUGGUAAAAAACCUCUGUUAUAUAAUCCAACAUCUACAGAGCAGAGGAAGCCUUCAUCUGCACGACAACAUGCAUGAUCACCAUCUUUGUUUUUUACUGACAUUUUCAGAGAUACUCAAGAGACCACUGCACAGUUUCCUCUGUUCUCCUGGUCAUGGGUUUACACUGCAAAAACUUAAAAUGUAAGUUGUUGUCUUAUUUCCAAUAAAAAA
Notolabrus celidotus (New Zealand spotty) is the source of this 1416-nucleotide messenger RNA. Its product is annotated as odorant receptor 131-2-like. Gene Ontology annotation, biological process: G protein-coupled receptor signaling pathway. The coding region runs from base 209 to 1183 and encodes 324 amino acids. Gene Ontology annotation, molecular function: G protein-coupled receptor activity. Gene Ontology annotation, cellular component: membrane. NCBI's taxonomy places the organism in Eukaryota, Metazoa, Chordata, Actinopteri, Labriformes, Labridae. The record is from RefSeq and is a predicted model, not a curated record. The transcript is spliced from 3 exons.